AUUCACAAUGGGUUGGUUCGACGACGACUCUGAGCAGGCUCAGGCCUACGAGACGGUCACCCAGCGACCCCACGAAGCCGAGUGGUCUCACGAGCUCAUCGGAGGCGCUGCCGCUUAUGAGGCUGCCAAGGCCUACGAGAACCACGUUGCCGAGAACGGCCACCCCGACGAGCACGCCAAGGCCAAGGAGAUCCUCGCCGGUGUCAUUGGCGCCUUCGUCGACCGUGAAGUUGAGACCAAGGGCCUUGACUUCAUCGACCGUGAGAAGGCCAAGCGCCAUGCACAGGAGCAGGCCGAGGCUCAGCUCAACAACCAGUACGGAGACCGAUGGUAAAUACAGUCAGAUAGAAUAAAAUAAAAAA
This is a messenger RNA of Trichoderma citrinoviride, 362 nucleotides long. RefSeq lists its product as hypothetical. The transcript is spliced from 3 exons. Lineage: Eukaryota; Fungi; Ascomycota; Sordariomycetes; Hypocreales; Hypocreaceae. Bases 8 to 334 code for a protein of 108 amino acids. The record is from RefSeq and is a predicted model, not a curated record.